CAGCCAGAACGGAAAGUAAUACUCCAAGUAUGAUCUAACCAGAGUGUUUAGAGUGGCACCAUUAUCUUACAGCCCAUGAAUUCAAUCCCCCGACUAAUGAAGGCCAAUCCACAGUACAAUUUCACAAAUCACCCUAUCUGUUGUUUUGUAACCUCAAAACAUUAAACUAAUACAUAGGAAGACACGAGUCUCAAAAUGUGAGUCUAACUUUAAUUUAAGUGAGGCAUGCAUUUAUCAUGUGUUAGUGUGAUGAUAUUAUGCAAUUCAUUACAGGUUAUAUAUAUAUUUAACCUGUAACAAAUGAUUUAAACAAACGAGAAUGCUUAAUCAACCAAUAUAUAACCAAGAUUACUCAAAUAUUACUGAUAUAUUAAAUACAAAAUGCACCUCAAUUACAUACACAGCAUACUAUAUAAGUACAUAAAUAUGACAUCCACAGCAUAAUAAAGUUUAAAUUGUCCCAUUCAGGCCUGAAGAUUUAAUUACUGUGGAGGCUUUCUUGCUCUUGUGAGAUAACAUCUUUCCUGACAAGGUGAUUACUGUGCUUGGCAGGUGAGAUUUGUGGCUGUGAAACAAUCCCAGGUUCUGGGCCUCUUCUGUGGUAGCUGUAGGAAUUGACUUUGACACUGCAGGAAGGGUUCUCUCUGCUCUGGACCCUUCCUUCACUUUUUCAACUUCUUGUCUUUCUUUUCCUUUUCCUUCUUUCUAGGACGUGCAUCUUGAUUUUGGGAAGGUCCAUUUAGUUCACUGGAGUAUUCUCUUAUUAAUUCUUCUGUUGCUCCCUUUACGAUCUGAUCUCUCUUUUUGGUUUCCUCAUGCACAACAUCAUCCAACAAAUUGUCUGUUUUCUGAUCUCCACUGACUCCUUACUUUUUAGCCUUCCAUUCCUCCAGCUGGGCUCUGGUCUUUGCAUCUACUUUCACAAGCAGCUCUUGUCGCCCACUUAAAAGCUCAUGCAGUAACACAGGGUAGAUUCUGGUUCUUUUAACUUACAAAACCCAAAUGCUUGCAAUUAUCCUGAAGUUCCUUGAACUCUUUCAUCUUACAAACAAGUCACAUUGCACAAGUAACGGUCUGAUUAACAUAUCAAAAGCUUUCUCAGAUAUGUUGCGUACAAAAACUGUUGUAGUCAGACCACUGCGGGCAUCACUUUCACAAUUCCUCUUAGCAGCAUGGUCCUUCCUUGAUCCAAUAUGCUUUCCAACCAAAGGCAUGGAGUUUGGCACCCAUACUGUUCAUGGUGUUCAGCAUGGAGGCAGUUGUGGCAUCAUCCAAUACCUUUCUUAAUUUGCUUUCAGUUGGUUUCAUUGCAGGGUAAGUGGCAUGCGAAUUGUGGAUGGAUCUCCAAUUAAGUUGUAGUUGUCUCAGCCAAUCAAUGAAGGACACAUACAAAGUACUGGUUCUCCUGUUUUUUUACCACAUACAAGCUCAAUGGAGCUUUUUGGUCGUUCUAUUUGACUGUUAACUUUUCCCCAGUGUAAGUUCUUAGUUAGAUAUCUGCAGGCUUCAGUUUAGUAUCUUUGAAAUGCUGCUCAAACUCAUUUUGUGGAAUGACUGAAACAGUUGAACCAGCGUCCAAUUCCACUUUAAUUAAUUUGCCAUUCACUUCUGGUUUAAGCCACAUUGCUUGUCUAUUGCUAAUUUUCACAAUGCAAAUCUUAAGGCUAUACAGUCCUGUGUCACUCCCAUUAUUAUCAGCAUUUCAUCAACAACAUGCGGAUUAGUGCUCUUUUUGAAACUGCAACUUGACUCUUUAAGCUUUUCCUCUUCUCUGUGCUGUCCAUUUAUUUUUGUCUGCCUGACUUACUCUUUGUAUGUGUCCUAUUUUGUUGAAUUUUCUACAAAUUUUGCCUAUAAAUCUGGAUAGAACUGGUGUAUGUGAGCCCAUGUCACUAUGGUAACACAAUUUGUUCAGCCCUCCAUCUAGACAACUUUAUUCACACUCACUUUCCUUCCUGACUGUAACUCAGUUAGCUGUGUCUGUCUGUUAUUUCCAUUGAUCAGCAAUUUCAAUUGCUCUUUUAGAUGUAAGUUGUGCUCCAAUUGGAGCCAUUUUUGAAUGCUUUCUUGUAAGAUUCCACAAACUAAAUGAUCUCUCAUUGCAUCAAGCCCAUCAUUGAACUGACAAUACUCAAAGUAUUCAAUUCAACUACAUAUGCUGAAAUGGACCCCCCUUCCUUAUUCUGUUUCUGCAAUCAAUGACAGCUUUGGUUCUAAAUGUUCCUGUGUUAUUUUCAAAAUAACAGCAAAGCUCAUUUCUAAUGGUUUGGUUGGAACAAGUUAAACGUCAAAGCAAACUGUAUGCCUUUAAACCUAAUACACUCAGCACAAUUGGUACUCAUUUCUCAUUGGCUAUUUCACUUGUUUCAAGAUACUGUUCAAUUUGGUCAGUAUACAUGAACAAGUUAACAAUUGUGUAAUCAAACACAUCAAUCUUUCUGAUGUAGUCAGACAUUUCUGCUUUUUAAAAUUAUCACCCAGUAUUCACUCUUUAUGAAUCUAUGAAUUUUCUGACUUUAAAAAAAAACUUGAUUGUGUCUUCCCUUUUUAAAACUCAACUAUCUCUGCACCUGCUGUGCUGUUUUUUUUUUAAUUUGCCAUGCCUCACUGCACUUCAACAGGAUGGUAGCUAUCUAGAUUUGUUUCAAAAAUAACUCAUUGCCACUGUUACAUUCUGUAACUUCAAAACAUUAAACUCAUUCAAAGGAAGACACGGCAGUCUGAAAUGUGAGUCUAACUUCGUGAUUACUUUAAGCGAGUCACACAUUUAUCACAUGGUAGCAUGAUGAUGUUUGCAAUUCACAUAUUUAUAUAUAUAACCCAUAACAAAUUAUUUAAAUGAAUAAGAAUGCUUAAUCAACUACUAUAUAUAUACGAUUAUUCAAAUAUUACUGAAAUAUUAAAUACACAACAUGAUCAACUUGUGUAGUAAGUUUGAGGUAUCUAUGGACAUGGACCCCAAGAUUCCUCUGAUUCUCCACAUUGCCAAGAAUCCUCCCAUUGACCCUGCACUCUGCUUUCAAGUUCAACCUUUUUAACAUGUAUCAUUUCACACUUUUCUGGAUUGAACUCCAUGUGCCACUUAUCAACCCAGCUCUGCAUCCUAUCAAUGUCCCAAUGUAACCUAUGACAAUCUUCUACACUAUCCACAUCAUGUCAUUUAUCAACUUACUAACCUGUCCUUCCACUUCCUCACCUAAGUAAUUUAUAAAAAUCAGAAAGAGCAGGGAUCCUAGAAUGGACCACAGACACUGCCUCUGCAGAACACGCCUGGUCACCGACUACCUACUUCCACUUUCAGCCUCUUGUGGGCAAGCUAAUUCUGAAUCCAUGCAGCCAAGUUUCCCUAGAUCCCUUGCCUUAUAACUUUCUGUAGGAGCCUACAAUGUGGGUGGCAUGUUAACGGAGCAGUUAGUGCAAUUGCUUUACAGUGCCACAAUCACCAAAUUGGGGUGUGAUUCCUGCCACUCAGUAACUUUGUACAUUCUCCCCAUGACUACUUGGGUUUCCUCUGGGUGCUCCCACUUCCUUCCACAUUCUAAAGAUGAACGGUUAGGGUUAGAGUUAAUAGGUUAUGCAUGCUAUGUUGGUGCUAGAAGUGUGAUGUCAUCUGCAAGUCCUUGCUAAUUUUAUUUGCUGCAAUGACACAUUUCACUAUAUGUUUUGAUGUAAUGUGACAAAUAAAGCUAAUCUUUAAAUGAGGAAACCUGUUAAGUGUCUUACUAAAAUCCAUAUACACAACAUCUACUGCUCUAUUUGCUUUGUUACUUCCUCGAAGAAUUCAAUCAGGCUUAUGUAGCAUGACCUAUCCCUCACAAAGCCAUUCUGAUUAACUCUAAUCAGCCUUGCUCCAAAUGCUCCUAAAUCCUGUAUCUAAGAAUCCUCUCCAAUAGUUUGUCAACCAAGAAUCCUGCAAAGGAUUUGUGAUGAUUUUCUAAGCAGCCGCACAGAACUUGGAAUCUCACCUGCCUAGAGUUCAGAUAAAUUGGACUUGAUUCUCAAGGUUGUGAACUGAAAUCCCCCUACAGACAUGAGAACAGGAUUGACAUAUCUACGGAGGGAUGCACUGACGAAGCUUUGGGUCUCAAUGCAGAUGUCUAGCUGGAGCAGAUUUCCAUUUCAUAUGAUGAAGAUACUGCUCUCCUCAGUUGGAUUUUUUUUACCCACACCCCCUCUGUUUCCCAAACACCCAUGCUCACCCCAUCUUCCCGCUGCCUAAACAGUGAUAGCUCCUUUUGUUCUAACUCACCACCCCAUGAGCCUCUGCAUCCAACACAUCCUCCAGAACUUCCACCAUCUCCAAAGGAAUCCUAUCACAAAAUAUAUCUUUACCUCCCACCUCCACUUCCAUAGGGAUCACUCCCUCCGUAAUUCAUGCACCCAUUCAUCACUCCCAGCACUUAAGUGAAACACCUCCCCAUUCAUCUCCUCCCUCACCUCCAAUCAGGUCCCAAAACAGUCCUUCUAGGUAAGGCAACACUUUGCAUGCAAAGCCUGCUGAGGUCGUCUAUUGAGUCUGGUGCUCCCCAUGUGGCCUCCUCUACAUUGGUGAGACUGUUUGUCGAGCACAACCACACCAUCUGGUAAAACAGAACUUCCCAGUGGGCUAAACAUUUUAAUUCCCAUUUCCAUUCCAACAUGUUGGUCCAUGGCCUCCUCUUGUGCCAAGGUGAGGCCAUAGUCAGUGUGGCGGAGCAACAUCUUAUAUGUUGUCUGGGUAGACUCCAACCUGUUGGCAUGAAUAUCAAUUUUUCCUGGUAUUUUUUUCUUCCUCUUGCCUCUUCUAUUCCUCACCCUGGCCUCUUACCUCUUCUCACCCCCUUGGUCCCUCCUUCAUCCCUUUUUCCUACGGGCCACUCUCCUUUCCAUUUAGAUUCUUUCUUCUCCAGCCCUUCACCUAUCAUCUUCUGGCCAUUUUCCCACCCUCCUCUUCAGUCUUGAAGAAGGAUCUCAGCCCAAAGCGUCGACUGUUUAUUCAUUUCCAAAGACGCUGCUUGACCUACUGAGUUCCUCCAACAUUUUGAGUGUUGCUUUGGAUUUCCAGCAUCAGCAGACUUUCUCUUGUGUACAUUUUUGUCUUUGCUAUCUGUGGGAUCUUUCUCUGUAUUUAUGGAUGGUUUCAUAUUCAAAGUUUCUGGUUUUAAUAAAGCGUGAGGAGACUUGCUGAGGUACUAGGGGAGCGACAUGAGGGAACCUGGUUAUUGAAUUUGGCGCUGGCGGCCCGCCCUCAGCGCGGGCGCCCAAUGACCGGAAGUGUCGCCUAGUCGAGAGCGCGGAUCGGCGGCCUGGCCGCCUCGCCCCCUUCACUGUUCUCUCACCGUGUGUGCGUGUGUCUGUGGAGGGACGCGGCGGGCCCAAACUGAGCGACGCCCGUGACAACGUACCCGUGCUAAUGAGGGCCAUUUACCUGUCGUCACCGUACGAGGCGGGCGCCCGCGGCAGUGACCGUUAUUUGGCGGCCCCGCGCGUGCCCGCUGCCUGGUAACGGAACGGGCCCGCGGGCGGGCGCCUCAGGAUGAAUGGCUUUUCGCUCGGCGAGCUGUGCUGGCUUUUCUGCUGCCCGCCUUGCCCGAGUCGGAUCGCGGCCAAGCUCGCCUUCCUGCCGCCCGAGCCCACCUACACGGUGCUGGUGGACGAGGCGAGCAGCACCUUGCACCUGUCGGAACGGGCCGACUGGCAGUACUCGCAGCGGGAGCUCGACUCCCUCGAGGUCUUCUUCACCCGCACCAGCCGCGGCACCCGCAUCGGAUGCAUGUUCGUCCGCUGCGCCCCCAACUCCCGCUACACGCUGCUCUUCUCACACGGCAACGCCGUGGACCUGGGUCAGAUGUGCAGCUUCUACAUCGGCCUCGGCUCCCGCAUCAACUGCAAUAUCUUCUCCUACGACUAUUCGGGUUACGGAGCCAGCAACGGGAAACCGUCCGAGAAAAACCUUUACGCUGACAUUGACGCAGCGUGGACGGCGUUGAGGACAAGGUAUGGUGUUAGUCCAGAGAAUAUCAUUCUAUAUGGUCAGAGCAUUGGCACCGUUCCUACAGUAGAUCUUGCUUCCCGUUAUGAAUGUGCAGCUGUUAUCCUCCAUUCACCUCUUAUGUCUGGCUUACGUGUGGCAUUCCCUGAUACAAGGAAAACCUACUGCUUUGAUGCAUUUCCAAGCAUUGACAAGAUAACCAAGGUAGCAUCUCCUGUAUUGGUAAUUCAUGGGACUGAGGAUGAAGUGAUUGAUUUUUCCCAUGGUCUUGCAAUGUACGAGCAGUGUCCAAGAGCAGUGGAACCCCUCUGGGUUGAGGGAGCCGGGCAUAAUGACAUUGAGCUUUAUGCACAAUACCUUGAAAGAUUGAAACAGUUUAUUAGUCAUGAACUGCCUAUUUCUUAAAGACUCUGUGGAUGUUUCCUAGGCAAAUGUGAAUUGACGAACAGCUCUAAUUUGCACAUGGUCUAACUGGAUAACUAGCUUUUGACAACAAAACAAGCUAUCAUCUUUUAGGCUGAUUUCAUUUGAGAAACAGCACAAAAUCUGUCUUUUUUUAUACUAGGAAAAAUCCAUGCAAUUUAUGUACGUUGCACAUGAAACAAUAUUUACCUACUGUAAUUUUGAAAUAGUUUUUGAUUGUUAUUAAAAUUAUUGUUUAAUCAUCUGGCUUUUCAGCAUUCUGGCAACAAUUCUGUGUGUCUUGAAUUUUUUAGGAGUAGAAAUCUCUCUUUGGUCAUUCGCAUACUGGUUGUACUUCCCUCCUACACAUUCAGUUCCAUUUAUGUUAAACAAAUGAAGUUUGUGGAGAUGAGUACAACCUGCUGCCAGUACUGAGUUUAGCAGUAAUGACCAAAGACUGCUCUAACUUUUAAAUUUUUUAACUUGUUUAUAAACUGGAAAUUUCUUGUAUAAUACAAUGUAACACAGCUAAGUAGAUAAAAUAGCCCUUCAUUGAAAGAUGAUCAAACCAAUGUGCUGAAGUGAUUUGAAUGCUCGUUACCUUCUAGAUAUUUUAGCAUUGCCUCAAAGUACUGUAUUUGUAAAACUCAAGUGAAAUUGGAAAGAGUUUCCAAUUCUUUGCUAAUGUUCUUUUGAGUGGUCUUAAUGUUCCAACAUCUGUGGAGAUUCUUUCCAUAUUAAAAUUGUUAAACAAUACCUCAUACUUCCCUAAUGGUGCAUAUGGCUGAAUACUUUAUUCACAGAUGUGUAAAUUUAUGAACUAAUCAACAGUUCUUGUGUACUAUUUUCUGGGAAGGAGUUCCUGAAAUGUAUUGUCAUCUUAAAUUGUAUUGCUCUUGUGUGAUAUCUUUCAAGGUGACGGGAGCUCUUCUAUGGAUGUGAUAACUAUCAAAUAGCUUUUAUCCUGUGAAAUGUUUGAUUUGGUGAUGUAAAUGCUUUUGUAUCCUGAAUUACUUGUAUAUUCAACUUCAAAAAAAUUUCUGUCAUUUCAUAAAUUUACAUAUCAGUAAUUAAUAUAGGAAGAGAUGUAAUUUGUUAAUUUUAGUUGGAAAGACCAGAAAAUUAAGAUUUAAUUUUGACUUUGGAAUUGUAUUGAAAUAUCCAAAAAUAAUGCGACACAUUACUACAAAAAACUGAACAAAGCCUUAAAUGUAAUGAGGAUCUCUGUAUAUUUGACUUCAAUAUUCAUUGUUGUAAGUUGUACAUAAGCAACAAAUAGUUGCAAUGGAAUAAAAGAUGCAUGGAAUGUAAAAUGAGAUUUUUAAAAUUAGAACAUUGUGUACAGUAAAACACAUCAAGAAUUCAAUUUUGGCAUAUUUUUGGUGUGAUCAGUUUUAAAAAAAAUGAAAUCUCAAUUAAACGUAAGGAAUACUGUGCGCAAUAAACCCACUGACUGCUUGUUCAGUUCUUUCAAUUAUUUUAUGGGGGGUGAAAAUAAAAGCUACGUUUUG
This is a messenger RNA of Hypanus sabinus (Atlantic stingray), 7884 nucleotides long. RefSeq names its product abhydrolase domain containing 17C, depalmitoylase (gene abhd17c). Gene Ontology annotation, cellular component: endosome membrane; plasma membrane. The record is from RefSeq and is a predicted model, not a curated record. The transcript has 3 exons. Gene Ontology annotation, biological process: protein depalmitoylation. NCBI's taxonomy places the organism in Eukaryota, Metazoa, Chordata, Chondrichthyes, Myliobatiformes, Dasyatidae. The coding region runs from base 5516 to 6376 and encodes 286 amino acids. Gene Ontology annotation, molecular function: palmitoyl-(protein) hydrolase activity.